AUGAGUACUUCCAGUAGCGGGAAGACGGGAUCGGCAGACCCGGACUUACGCCGUUGCAGAAGUGCACGGUUGCGAUCCGCCCGGUUGGCCUAUGGCACAACAGCGGAUAUGUUCGACGAGUACCUUCACGUCGGGGAGACAACUGGCCCGAAUGUCUCAAGACUUUUUGGAGCAUCGACUGUAUGCACUGGCAGUGGAAGAACAACAUCGACGGGGUGGAGAGGCCAAUUUACCAGUGGCUACAAGGGCAACCACCCUACGAUGAUUCUGGAAGCCGUCGCUGACCACCGCCUUUGGAUCUGGCAUGCUUACUUCGGUGUAACCGGGUCGAACAAUGACAUCAACGUCCUCAACUCGUCCACCCUAUUCGCCGAUCAGUGCAGGGGUUGCGGCCCGGCCAUCGAGUUCACUGCCAACGGCCGCAGACAUCAUAUGGGGUACUAUUUGGCCGAUGGCAUAUACCCAAGGUGGCUUGUUUUUUUGAAGACGAUCAGCUGUCAAAUUGGGAAAAGGAGAGUCUUGUUUGCAAAGCAGGAGUCCGCGCGGAAGGGUGUGGAGCGGGCUUUUGGGGUGCUCCAAUCGUGGUGGGCAAUCGUGAAAGGUCCGGCGCGUUUCUGGUACAAUGAAGUCAUCGCCGACGUCAUGUAUGUAUGCGUGCAUCAUCAUGCAUAA
Messenger RNA from Salvia hispanica, 672 nucleotides. The record is from RefSeq and is a predicted model, not a curated record. NCBI's taxonomy places the organism in Eukaryota, Viridiplantae, Streptophyta, Magnoliopsida, Lamiales, Lamiaceae.